CACCUUGAUAGAGCAAUCGAAAGACAACCUAAACAAACACACAACACAGAAACACAAGCUAAACAAACACACUACACAGAGUCUAUACUGAUUAAUCAAGAAUGGAAGCAGUUCUUUUCAUCACAAUCACUCUCCUGCUACUUGUGCUCUUGAAGUACACAAGUUACAAAAGGAAGAAGUCGAAUAGAAGCCCACCAGGUCCCCGAGGCCUCCCGUUGAUCGGAAACAUGCACCAGUUCGACAGCUCAAACACUCACCUCUACUUCUACCAGCUUUCCCUUCAGUACGGCCCUCUGGUUUCCUUGCAGCUCGGCUCAGUCCGGACUCUCGUCGUCUCGUCCGCAAGCAUUGCCAAAGAGGUUUUCAAGAACCAUGAUCUCUGUUUUUCAAGUAGGCCGGCUUUAGUUGGCACGCAGAAGCUUUCGUACAAAGGCCUAGACCUUGCCUUCUCUCCGUACAGCGACUACUGGAGGAACAUGAGGAAAUUAUGUACUAAUCAUCUCUUUAGUGUCAAGAGGUCUCAGUCAUUUUAUCCCAUUCGUGAAGACGAAGUUUCAAGAAUGGUGAAAACGAUACGUAAGAGAGCUGCGGCUUCUGCUGAUUUCAACGUGGUCAAUAUGACUAAAACUGUCAUGACUGUGGCGAGCUCGAUCAUCUUUAGAACUGCUUUCGGGAAAAGGUAUAAUGAUGACGAUGAAGAUGAUGUAGGAUAUGAUAAUAAAAUGAGCCGUCAAAUUCAUUGGCUGCUCUCGGAGACUCAGGCCAGUUUCGCAAGUUUCUUUCUCAAGGACUAUUUUCCUCUAGUUGGUUGUUUUAUUGAUACUCUUUGUGGCUCGUGGACUCGGUUGGACAAGAGUUUCUAUGGGUUGGAUGCCUUUUAUCAACAACUCAUUGAUGAGCAUCUUCAUGCAUCCACUGUUUCGACCCAGGAGUGCAGCAUGCUGGACAUCUUACUCCAGAUGAAAUCGGAUUCAUCAGAGUUCUCGUUUGAUCACAUCAAAGCAAUAUUAAUGGAUUUUAUAGUUGCGGCAUCAGAUACAAGUGCAGCAGCAGUGGUUUGGGCCAUGACUUUGUUAGUCAAGAACCCGCCGCAAAUGAAGAAAGUUCAACAAGAAGUCAGAGAUAUAACAGGGAAAAAAGGAUUUGUAGAUGAGAACGACACCCAAAACCUUGCUUACCUUAAAGCUGUAGUCAAGGAAGCCAUGAGACUGCACCCACCUGCUCCCCUUCUUGUGCGAGACGCGGCCAAAAAUUGUGUUGUAAGCGGGAUUGAGAUUGAAGCUAACACACGUGUAUACGUGAACACAUAUACCAUAGGAAGGGAUCCUGAAUUCUGGGAGAAUCCAGAAGUAUUUUUACCCGAAAGAUUUAUGAAUAGUAGCAUUGAUAUUAAGGGACAUGAUUACGAGCUGUUACCUUUUGGAGCAGGCCGAAGAAUGUGCCCGGGGAUGUCAAUGGGGAUGGCUAUGACGGAGCUUGUGCUGGCUAAUCUUCUCUACUCGUUUAACUGGGAAGUUCCGCCUGGUGAGAAAACGGCAGACAUUGAUAUGGCUACCUUGCCUGGUUUAACAGCGCACAAGAAGAAUCAUCUCUGCCUAGUACCGAGAAUUGGUUAUUGAGUAUCACAUGCAUGCAUCAGUAUGUACUAUUGUACUGCUCACUGAUGGAUCUUAGAAGAAAAGCAGUUGAUUUCGUAUUACAGGGUAUUGAUAAUGUCUAGAUCUGAACUUACGUUUUCUGUAUGACCUUUGAUGUCAUUGAUUACAAGCAAAUCAUAAAUCAUUAAUGUUUUUGAUAGGGC
Messenger RNA from Daucus carota subsp. sativus, 1801 nucleotides. Its product is annotated as 6,7,8-trihydroxycoumarin synthase-like. The transcript has 2 exons. Bases 102 to 1619 code for a protein of 505 amino acids. The record is from RefSeq and is a predicted model, not a curated record. Gene Ontology annotation, molecular function: oxidoreductase activity, acting on paired donors, with incorporation or reduction of molecular oxygen; monooxygenase activity; iron ion binding. Lineage: Eukaryota; Viridiplantae; Streptophyta; Magnoliopsida; Apiales; Apiaceae.